Hemibagrus wyckioides is the source of this 2655-nucleotide messenger RNA. It is a transcript of the gene gpr12, whose product is annotated as G protein-coupled receptor 12. The record is from RefSeq and is a predicted model, not a curated record. The transcript has 2 exons. Gene Ontology annotation, molecular function: G protein-coupled receptor activity. Gene Ontology annotation, cellular component: membrane. Gene Ontology annotation, biological process: G protein-coupled receptor signaling pathway. NCBI's taxonomy places the organism in Eukaryota, Metazoa, Chordata, Actinopteri, Siluriformes, Bagridae. The coding region runs from base 254 to 1279 and encodes 341 amino acids.
AGAAGGAGGGCGGAGGAGGAGAGAUCCGGUUUCUCUCUCGCGCGCGCGCGUGCUCGUGCACGAAGGUUGCUCUGCGAAGAUGCUCGUGCAGCCGCUGGCGCUCGCGCCUGCGGCCCGGUGAUAAACGAGCGCUUUUUUUUUGCGGCACCGACCGUCGCCGCUGACGGGGGACAUGGACAUGGACACGCAACAAGGUCGCGAGCGCGUCUGAAUCGCGCGUCUCGACCUCCAAGAUUUCAAGACGGGAGGCACAAUGAGCGAGCAGGUGUCAGUCACCCCUAGUUGGCUGACCCCUGACACCAGCUGGGUCAGCAGUGGUGGUGGGAGCACCGAGAACCUGACUGCCGGAACGCCUCCUCCACCUGCCGUUUUACCCCCGGAGUCUUCUGCCGAGCUGCUGGUGAACCCGUGGGAUAUUGUGCUGUGCACGUCGGGCACCCUGAUAGCCUGUGAGAACGCUUUGGUGGUCCUGGUGAUCUGGCAGAACCCGGCUCUGCGUGCUCCCAUGUUCCUGCUGAUCGGCAGCCUGGCGCUGGCUGACUUGCUAGCCGGCGUGGGUCUGGUGCUCCACUUCGCCUUCGCCUACUUGCUGCGCUCGGACUCUGCCCAGCUGCUCACGAUCGGCCUGGUGGUGGCGUCGUUCUCCGCUUCCGUCUUCAGCUUGCUGGCCAUCACCAUUGAUCGCUACCUGUCGCUGUAUUACGCACUCACGUACAACUCAGAGCGCACGGCUGCCUUCACCUACACCAUGCUGGUGCUGCUGUGGGGGGCGUCCCUGUGCCUCGGUCUGCUGCCCGUCACCGGGGUAAACUGCCUGAGUCAGGAGGACGCCUGCAGCGUGGUGCGGCCGCUCACAAAGAACAAUGUCGCUGUCCUGUCUGUGUCCUUCUUACUGCUCUUUGGGCUCAUGCUGCAGCUUUACGUGCAAAUCUGCAAGAUCGUCAUGCGGCACGCGCACCAGAUCGCCGUGCAGCACCACUUCCUGGCCGCCACGCCGCACUACGUCACCACGCGGAAAGGCGUCUCGACGCUCGCCAUCAUCCUGGGAACGUUCGCCGCCUGCUGGAUGCCUUUCACCGUCUACUCGCUGAUCGCCGACUACACCUACCCACCGCUGUACACGUAUGCCACGCUGGUUCCCGCCACCUACAACUCCAUCAUCAACCCCGUCAUCUACGCCUUCCGCAACCAAGAGAUCCAGAAGGCGCUUUGGAUGGUGUGCUGCGGCUGCAUCCCGGCCAGCGUGGCACAGCGGGCGCGGACGCCCAGCGACGUCUAACGGACGUGACUCCUUGGGUUUGCAUGUUGUUGUGAGUCAAGGGGACAUACGUGUGGCCCUUAUUUUACGUCUUCCCCUUAUUGUGAUGUAACUUCGACCACUGCCACAUGGCCUUUUCUCCGCCCCAACCCCCUUCACCCAGGUGCCACCAAACUGCCACCAAAGCCCACUUUUUCACGGCAAGCAUCUGUACAUAAAAUGUUGAUAGACUUGCUGUUGUGAACAAGGCGCGCUCCUUUGAAAGGCCUCAGCGGCAUCCCUCAGUGAGGGAGGAGGCUGAGGCGAGGGGCCUCGUUUCUGCUGCAUUCUGAACGUGUACUGAAAACCAAGCAGCCACGGGGAGCUAAAAAUAGCCACAGCGCUCACUGAUCCGCGCCUCGCGUCAUCCGCUGGAGAGAAAAGCGGCGCCCAUCUUGCUUUUCUCCCGCUUGCUAUUUUUGUGGGGGUUUUCAUUUAUUUAUUUAUUUAUUUAUUUAUUUAUUUAUUUAUUUAGCUUUAAAGACCCUGACCCAAAUGUGCCCGAAUGUACAGAACCCUCCAAAUCAGAAGACCAUGAAAAGAGCUAACACGAAUCCCCUGAAUGAAACCCAUUGAUGCCUUUAUUUCGAUUUCUUGCCACAGGAUGACUAGCAGUGGUUUCCUCCUGCCUGGAGUGCGGAGGCUGGAGUGAACCGGGAUGGAUGUGAAGUGCAUGGAUAUUUCCACAGUCGCGUAUGAAUGAAUAGGGGAUUCACUUUGAAUGAAUGUACGAAUGUGUAAUGGUGACUUUUCUUUAACCCGCCUUUGUUUUUGCCCUUCAUGCUUUACUUCCAGCUAAGCUUCGGUCUAAACGAUGACCAAUUAAAAACCUAACCGAAUCAUUAAUAUUAAUUGGUAAUCGCUGGAAGUGAUCCGAGCCCACUUUUCAAAGGGCUGAACAGAAAUAAUCUAGUCACCUAAUCACAAGUGUUCCCAGGAAAGUAAGCCGCCGAUGAGGAAGAUAAUGAGAGCAAACACAGAUGCUGCUUUAUAGACUAAAACCAAACAAAGCCCAGGUUCUAGAGAUAGCACCACUGUUCUUCUACUCUAACAUUACCGAUGGCUACAAUAUGGGAGGUUAUGUGUUUGCUGUUGUGGCCACUUUCCAAGAAAGAGCUCGGCUAAGCCUCUGUUCCUCAAAGAAAACGUGAAGGAAGGAAAGAAUUUGCACAAAUUGUAGUUUUUGUCUUUCAAUUCUGCUUUUUUUUGUUGAAAGUUUUGCACUUGAGCUAUAAAUCUUGUAUCCACAAAACCACUGAGGAAGUUUUUGCCUAAGAUUGUACACUUCCUGUUUUAGUCGACUUCGGUUAUUUAAACACUUUUUAUCUGAUUGUUAUUAGAGUGGACGAAAAGGAUUU